Molecule: messenger RNA, 2531 nt
Organism: Phlebotomus argentipes
Lineage: Eukaryota; Metazoa; Arthropoda; Insecta; Diptera; Psychodidae
Gene: Ack
Product: activated Cdc42 kinase Ack
Exons: 3
Coding region: 159-2387 (742 amino acids)
Biological process (GO): positive regulation of cell population proliferation; protein phosphorylation; multicellular organism development
Cellular component (GO): basal plasma membrane; signaling receptor complex
Molecular function (GO): ATP binding; transmembrane receptor protein tyrosine kinase activity
Source: RefSeq, a predicted model, not a curated record
CACUUUUCGCUCGGGUUGGUUUGGAAAAACACUCAGGGCUUUUUGUCUCCGUUUUUCCACCCAGAAAAUGCCCCCAGAGUACCAGUGAAGUCCCCGUCCAAGUGUUAACGGGUGUCUGAGUGAGUGUGUGUGGUGAACCUCUGCGGGAAUUGUGCAGGAUGACGUCGGGCGAGGGCUUGGAGUGGCUGGAAGAGUUGCUGGCGGAAGUGCAGCUGGAGCAAUUCUUACAUCGCAUCACAGACGACUUGCAGAUAACACGGCUGGUGCACUUCAAUUAUGUGCACUCUGAGGACCUGGAGAAGAUCGGAUUGGCGCGUCCAGCCAUCCGGAGACUGAUGGAUGCCGUGAGAAAGCGCAGGAGUGUCGCCUGGCGACAGUCGUUGAUGGAGAAGAUCCUCCCAGGUGGGCGGAAGAAGGUCCCGCCCGUGAGGAGUCCCACCAAGGCGACCAGCACUUGUCUCAUCCACGAGCGCGAGAUUGUGCUGGCGGACAAGCUGGGCGACGGCUCCUUUGGCGUGGUUAGGAGAGGCGAAUGGCGUCCUGGCGGUGGUCCGGCCAUUCCCGUGGCCGUAAAGGUGCUGAAAGCUGACGUGUCGAUGCCGGGCGUCGUUGAGGACUUCUUCAAGGAGGUGCAGUCGAUGCACGUGUUAGAUCAUCCGAAUCUCAUUCAUCUGCACGGCGUCGUGCUGUCCAAGCCACUCAUGAUGAUAACUGAGCUGGCGGAUCGUGGUUCUCUGCUGGAUACGCUGCACACCAGGACGCUGCGUCAUCUGUCGCUCACGCACAUCUGGCGCUGGGCGGUGGAAGUGGCCACGGGCAUGUCGUACCUGGAGACUCGUCGGAUCCUCCAUCGAGACCUCGCCUGUCGCAAUGUAUUUCUUCAUGGGCCGGAGGAGCGCGUGAAGAUCGGGGAUUUCGGGCUAAUGCGCUCGCUGGCGCAGCAGGAGGAUUGCUACGUAAUGACGGAGCACCGAAGAGUGCCGUUCCCGUGGUGCGCUCCAGAAUCUCUGCGCUUGCGACAGUUCAGCCACGCCUCUGAUGCCUGGAUGUUCGGCGUGACGCUGUGGGAGAUGUUCACGGGUGGCGAGGAGCCCUGGCCCACGCUCACGGGCAUGCACGUGCUGAAGAAGAUCGAGGCUGGUGAGCGACUUGCCAUGCCCAAUCUCGCCUCGCCGGAAAUCUACCAGCUGAUGCUGCAGUGUUGGCACAAGGAUCCCCAGGAGAGGCUCUCCUUCAUCGACAUUCAGAAAUUCCUAAAGUCCGUGCGUCCGAUUCUCGUGCGCGCCACGGUGGAUUACAGCGAGAAUGAACAUUUCUCAACGCGAUGCGGCGAUAUGGUGGCCAUCAUCGAUGAUCGACCGCAGUUGAAUUGCGUCAAAGGUCAGAAUCAGCGUACAUUUGUGAUAGGGGCGCUUCCAAGGAAUGUUCUGGAGCCCGUGAAUGCGCAACACUUGGAGAGAUCUCUAAGCCCGGGACUCUUUAGUCUGCAUGAGGAUCCUUCGAGGGUUCUGCGGAGGCGCACUUUCAACUCGGCGGACUGCCGGAGAGCGGAAUCGUUGGUGGUGAAUAGGAAGUCGUGCCAGAACUUCGACAGGCAGGCCAAAAAGUCGGCUGGGGAGCACUCGAAGGAGCGCGGAUACAUCGCGGCCAGGCAAUUUUCGUACAACAAGCUGAAGAAUGAGAGCAAGAGUGGGUGGAAGAAGGGCCCGAAACCGGCGCGUCCGCCACAGCCGAGAAUGGAUGGCAAGGUGGCUGAGGGUGACUUGAUAGAUCUCUCCUCGCCGGACGGAGAUGCGCUGUGCGAGCUGAGGAGCGAGGGGAGGUCCUUCAGCGCCGACUGCAUCCUAGACAGACCCAUUGAGGUGGUGACAGAAGAAGAGGCUGUACAGGACGAGAACCUGCCGUCGCCUGUGUAUGAGAACUCAAGAGAAAUUGACCACUCGUCCUGGCAUUCCGUCAUGAUGGAGGCUUACGAGGCGGCGGUGAGAAGUCAGCAAGAGGAGUUCGAUCCAUUCGACACGUCUCACGUGAAUCCAGAUGAUUCCUGGGCGUGCAUCAGACAGUUGGAUAACGUCCGAAGCCAAACACCCACUUCUGAGGCGGGAUUCUUCACGCCACCCGAACGAGUGACGCCAGAGAUGCCAGAAUUGCCGGAAAUGGUGAAUAAUAUUGUCGAAUCUGUGCAGGAGCUCUCAAUUCAAUACUCAUCCAAUGCUGCGAAUAGUGUGAAUGUCUAUGACACAGUGGAGGAACUCUACUCAGCUCUUCCUGCGACGUAUGAGAAUGUGCAGGACGCCUGGAACUCGCCCAGAGUAUUCCCGGAGGAGCAGAAGCUGCGCCCUCAUCGACCAGCGCCCUCGAUUCCCUCCUCCUCGUCGUCCAGAUAAUGACAAUGCCAAUGUAAUCUGUGGAUGUUUUUAGGUUUUAUUUCAUGUGAAUAUCUGUGAGUCUCACGAGAACGCGACAGUAUUGAAAGUCUCUUGAAGAAAAGUGUGUAGCGAAUAAUAAAGGGAAGAUAUGAGAAUCUCGAA